Papaver somniferum (opium poppy) is the source of this 405-nucleotide messenger RNA. Its product is annotated as nucleolin 2-like. The coding region runs from base 1 to 405 and encodes 134 amino acids. The transcript is spliced from 4 exons. Lineage: Eukaryota; Viridiplantae; Streptophyta; Magnoliopsida; Ranunculales; Papaveraceae. Gene Ontology annotation, molecular function: RNA binding. The record is from RefSeq and is a predicted model, not a curated record.
AUGGGUAAAUUCAGCAAAAAAAAUCAGAUGUAUGUUAACCUCUCAUCUUCUGGUACAUUUUUGCCAAUGACCCUUUCUGCAUCUCAAGUGCUAAGCACUGGAGCAUCUAAAACAGUUGUUGCCAGGAACCUGCCAUUUUCCAUGAAUAAAUCUGAUCUAAUUGAGUUCUUUAAACAGGCUGGGAAAGUUGUUGAUGCGCGCUACAAGGAUGGACAUUACAAAGGGAUCUGCUACAUUGAGUUUGCAACUGAAGAAGCUGCAAACAAGGCAUUAGAGUUGGAUGGCCGAUACUUGUGUAACAGGGAUAUUGGAGUUGGCCCUCUAGUGGAAAGCACCACCACUGGAGCAUCAAAAACACUUGUUGCCAAGAACCUAUCAUCUUCCACUACUAAAUCUGACGUGUGA